ACGUGCGUUUUGCAAGGCCAGCGCGCGACCCGUGACGCCGCGACGCGCGAUGCCGGACGCUGCAACGUUGUAGUCGGAGUGUAAACAAAAAAGUGUAAACAAGACCCCAACGCGGCUCGGGUGUGAAGCUGCUGCAGAGAUUUCAAGUUGUCUGACAUCCAUGAACUUGGUGUCUGGUGGUCGUGUCGUGGUGGUGAACUUGGGGUUUUAAGAAUUUUCUUACAACACACACAAUGCCUCCUAGAAAGUUGGUAGAGACGUUGGAGCACAUGUGCUUCAUGGUGCUUGCAGGCAACAUUCACCAGAUUGCAGUAGAUUUAGAAGAAGGAGUUGAAAGUUUUAAGGUAUCAGAGGAACAGCUGGCUAGUAUAGUUGAAUCUCUCCCAGCAGUCAUAAAUGAAAAUUUGAUAACAAAAGUGAUCGAAACAAUACACCAAACUGUAAGCAGGACACGUAGAACUAUUGGAAUGGCAACCUGUCUUCGCGUUCUUUUGCAGCCUUGUGUUCAAACCUUAGAUCUGAGUGGACUGUUCUUUAAAAUGAGACUCCCAGGAGCAAUAAAUAUGACAAUUAGAAGUAUUGUAUUGAAACAAGUGGAAAGCAUGAAGAAUCUGACUGUUUUGAAUAUGGUAAGCAAGUGUAGUGAUGAAAUUUUGCACAUGGUCAGCCAGAGAUGCAAAGGCAUUGUUGAUGUCAAUGUUUCCAUCUCAGAUUUAGUAACAGAUGCUGGACUAAAAGCUUUGGCUGUCGGAUGCCCAAAAUUAGAAAAACUCGGCAUAUACAAGUGCUGGGAAGUGACGACAGAAGGCAUAGAGCAUGUUCUUCGGCAUUCAAAGAACUUACAAAGGCUUCAGAGUGACCAGUUGGGUUCUGUUUUGAUCAACAAAUUCUACAAGUCAGAUAUUGAAUUCAAGCUAACACAUUUCGAGCAAACUCAGACACUGUUUGAGCCCCUUGAAGAAGAGAUAGCGUGGGUGGGCAGAGCCUGUCCGGACUUAGAAUCUGCCAGUCUUUUCUUGGAUGAUGAGAGUUUGGCUCUGCUGCCUAAACUGGGUGAUGUCAAAAUAUUAGAAGUUGAAACAUCAGCAGUACUAGGCAAAGGGUUCGUAAAAGCUGUGACAAGUUUAGGACAUUGUCUUACAACCCUGCAACUCAACUGUGAUGAUGUAAGUCAAGAGAAACUAGUGCUUUUGGGAAAGCAGUGCCCUCACUUGACCACUUUGCACAUCACCACGGCCACAGUCGAAGGAGAUGAAAGACUGCUAAAUCCGGGUCAUCUGUUCUCGUCUCUUACCUCACUGCACCUCCAAGUUUGGAAAGAAGCCGUCAUAAGUAAUGAAUGUGUGGAAUUUUUCCUUCUGUGGUGCUUCAAGCUUGAAUCUCUUGUACUGAAAGCAGAGGUUGAAUUUCUGACUGACCAGUAUUUGAAUAGAAUUCUUCUCGCCAACCCUCUGAAGCAGGCGAAGCGAAUCAUCAUUGCAUCUGAUAAGCAUGUACCCCUUACAUACGCAAGUGUUCAUCGCCUGAUUGCUUCCUGCCCGAACCUGGAUAACCUUGGGGUGUCAUCGUGGAAUCUCACCGAGGAAGAAUUCUUCCAAAUUCGAGAUGAUGCCAAGAAAAAUAACUAUAAUCUGAUGAUCUCCUAGUGUGGAAAGACUGUCCACUGCAGCUUGUUUUCAAAUAAAAAUUAUUUGAUGUAAACUUGAACAGGUGUAACUGUAACUUAAUCCCACAGUAUUAUUAUUAUCAUUAUUAUUUUUUUGUGCACUGUAUUUCCAAAUGUUUUUUUUUUUUUUUUUUAAUAAGAUGAAAGAAUAGUGGCAAAUAGGUCUGUUUGUUUUUGGUAUUUCAUGUUCACAACAGCUGUACAAGAUAAGCACUGCUCAAUAAAAUAUUUUAUUAUAUUUUUCUGAUGUGUAUUUUAGUAGCAGGUGAAGCAGCUAAGGUAGAUUUCUUGUAUAGAUACUUGGACAACUGUUAGUAAUCUUGUAACCCAUUUAUGAACUGCAAGAUGCACUGCUUCAAAGUAGCUUUGUAGUAUAAUGGAAUAGGAAAAAAGGAGAUUACAAAAUGAAUAGAGUUUAUUGUAACAAAUGUAGAAAUGGUUAUGAAAAAAAUGAAGAACUUUCACAACUCAAGAGAUGAACAACACCAAUUUUGAUAAUUUCUUGGUCAGAAAUGUUUCUGAUGAAGAUAUAAUAUCACAAAUCAGAUACAUGCUCUGUGGAGUUAUUCAUUCUCAUUCAUACCUUUUUCUAGAGAUUACAAAAGCAGGCAGAGACGGGAUAAACUUCCUUCUGAAGUGACUUUUUAAUGAAUGGACUGACAUCAAGAAUUAACAGCACUGUUAUUUGUUUUAUGGUACAAAUUUUAUCUUCACUGAACAAAACUUCAUGUCAGAUGUACAAAUGAAUGGGAUAGUACUGCUGGAAAACUCCCAAAUUCAGAGUACCUUACCAAA
Molecule: messenger RNA, 2461 nt
Organism: Penaeus vannamei (Pacific white shrimp)
Lineage: Eukaryota; Metazoa; Arthropoda; Malacostraca; Decapoda; Penaeidae
Biological process (GO): SCF-dependent proteasomal ubiquitin-dependent protein catabolic process
Cellular component (GO): SCF ubiquitin ligase complex
Source: RefSeq, a predicted model, not a curated record